This is a messenger RNA of Cephus cinctus (wheat stem sawfly), 3589 nucleotides long. Its product is annotated as hrp65 protein. Lineage: Eukaryota; Metazoa; Arthropoda; Insecta; Hymenoptera; Cephidae. The record is from RefSeq and is a predicted model, not a curated record. Gene Ontology annotation, molecular function: RNA binding. Gene Ontology annotation, biological process: regulation of DNA-templated transcription. Bases 139 to 2073 code for a protein of 644 amino acids. The transcript has 9 exons. Gene Ontology annotation, cellular component: nucleus.
CGGCCUGGCCGUUUCUUUCCGUUGACAGACGCCAUAGUGGUAGGGUCGUUUCGAAGCAAGCGGAACGUUGAUACUAGAAACAGUAACUUGCUCGGGCAGAGUCAGUUUUCUACUGACUCUCAGGUGAUUUCGUGAAUUAUGGCCGGUGCGGAAGCGGCGGGCGUUAAGCAAGAGGUGCAAAAUAAUGCGCCGCCUGAGAAUGCUACUGAAAAUGCACGAGAACGCGUUGGUCCUGGAGGAGGUGGUCGUGGCGGAGGUCGCGGUCGUAAAGGCGGCACGCGUUUCUCCGGUGGUCGCGGUGGUGGCGGUGGCGGAGGCGGUGGAAUGCCUACAAGAAACGACGGACCGGUAAGAAAAUUUCCCAAAAUGAAUGACUCCAUGGAUGUUAGCAUGGACAAUUCUAUUUCGGAAAGUGGUGGUGGCCCCGGCGUCGGUGGAGGAGGCGGCGGUGGAGGUAGUGGCGGAGGCCCAACUCCUAUUAUUGGUGGCGGUGGCGGCGGUGGAGGCGGCGGCGGCGGAAUGGGAAUGGGAGGAGGUAUGGGUAUGGGUAUGGGUGGUAUGGGCGGCGGCGGUAUGGGAGGAGGUAUGGGUCGAGGAGGUCCCAUGCGCGGCGGCCGCGGUGGUGGCGGAGGAGCGCGAGGAGGUGACAGAGGAAUGGGUGGCCGCUCACAGGACGAUCGAUUGAUGGAGCGUAUAAUGAGUAUUAGUGGACCAACACAUGAGUUGCCACCUCAAGACUUGACGGAAAAGAAAUUCAGUGGACGAAAUCGAUUGUACAUCGGAAAUUUAACUAACGACGUCAGCGAGGAAGAAAUUCGGAAUAUGUUUGGUCAAUAUGGCGAAAUUUCUGAAUUAUUCGUUAACAAAGAAAAGAACUUCGCCUUCUUACGAAUGGACUAUCAUCCGAACGCUGAAAAAGCGAAGCGUGAGCUGGAUGGCACGAUGCGCAAAGGGCGUGCUCUCAAAGUACGUUUUGCGCCUCACUCGUCGUCUAUAAAAAUAAAGAAUUUGACGCCGUGGAUUUCAAACGAGUUGCUCGAAAGAUCCUUUAGUGUAUUCGGUGAAAUUGAACGCGCCAUUGUGAUAGUCGAUGACAGAGGGAAGACUACCGGGGAGGGAAUCGUCGAAUACAGCAAAAAACCAUCUGCCCAAGCAGCCCUUCGAAAAUGUACAGAAGGCUGUUACUUUCUUACAGCCUCUCUACGACCGGUUAUCGUAGAACCUUUUGAACAACAAGACGAUGUCGAUGGAUAUCCGGAUAAAAAUCUACCACGCAAAAAUCCUGAAUUCUUCAAAGCGCGAGAAGUUGGCCCUAGGUUUGCCCAGGUUGGCAGCUUUGAGCACGAAUAUGGUACAAGAUGGAAGCAGCUGCACGAACUGUAUAAACAGAAAGAAGAGGCUUUAAAACGAGAAAUGGCCAUGGAAGAGGAAAAACUUGAAGCUCAAAUGGAAUUUGCCAGAUACGAACAUGAGACUGAAUUGCUUCGAGAACAAUUGCGUAUGCGCGAAGCUGAUCGUGAAAGACAAAAAAGGGAAUGGGAGAUGAAGGAGCGACAAGCCGAGGAACAGAGAACGCGCGAAGAGGAAUUACGAAGAAGGCAACAAGAAGAGAUGACAAUUCGCAUUAGGAGACAAGAAGAAGAAUUGCACAGGCGACAACAAGAAAAUAACUUAUUUAUGCAGGAACAAGCCAUUCGCGGAGGUGGCAUUGGCGGUGGCAAAAAUUACGAUUCUGUCAGUAACAACGACCGUGAUGGUUAUGGUCAAGCAGACGGUGGGAACAGUUUGCCAGUGGAUCCAAAGUCCUUUAUGGAUGCAUAUAAUAACAUGGAUCGUAAUAAUCGCGGGGGUUACAACGACGACCGCGGUCAAAUAAUGGAUCUGAUGGACAUGAGAGUCGAUAUGGGCAACAUGGGCAGCAUGGGAAAUAUGGGAAAUAAUCGCGGUGGAGGUGGCGGAGGUGGUGGCGGUGGAGGUGGUGGAGGUGGUGGAGGUGGUGGUGGGGCUCGUUGGCAAGGUGGCAACGAUCGGGGUCGUCAGGAUGAUUAUCCGAACAAACGCAGACGAUAUUAGAGAACCCCGGAAGCCUUUACUCGAAAUUAGCUUUACUUUUAGAAAGUCGAGAACAAUAAUUCAAUAUCGACGAUAUAUGCUCUCCUGGCCUUUGGCCGUGCGGCUUCUGCUCGGAACGCGUUAUUACUAAUGCUACGUCCAUCUACCACCGGCCGAUUCCACUUAUUCAUUCGUCCCGUUGAAGUGCGUGGGCUUGGACGUCGCUUGAAAAUAUGAAAGUGACGAGGGGGAAAGGCGGUGCUUCGUAUAAUUACACAAUAACGCGACUGCGAGUAGCUCUUAAAUACUUGACUGGGAUCCGGUCGAUGGGGAAGAGCACGGUAGGACAGCCUUGCGGUUCCACCGCAUGUCGAUCGAUAAUGCCUGAGGUGUCCGAUGUCCACAGCCUCCGUGACUUGACCUGCGAAAACUUUCUCAUUCAGGCUGCUAAGAAUUAUUUCUGAGAUGCGUGCAAGGGGUGCGUCGAAAAUGAGAAAAAUUUUAAGUUUAAAAGUGAAAUGGAUGAGAGAAAAUUUGUCGAGAAUUGGACCUACUCCUUAAAUUUAUUUCGCGUCUUGUGACGCGCAAAAUCUUCGUCCUCUGGUUAUGUCUGAGGAGAAAAAAGGGAUAUUCUUUUAUAUCUGAUAGAUUUUCUUUUCCCUUCAACACUACGUACGUUCAUUUAAGAAUACUUAUCGAUGCACCUAAGAACUUUGUAUAGUAUAUUGUUUCGAAGAAGAAUGUCCUGCGAGUCUUAACUGAAAGAAUGAAUUCUUUAUGAAAGAAUCAACGAUUCUUUGAGAGGCUGCUUAAUCUAACCAUCGCGACCUCGUCGCCCUUUAAUCACGCGAAGAUGUCCUCUCGUGACUAAAUUUAUUAUUUGAUCAAUCAUUCGUUAUUAAUCUGUCGAUCAAGACGCAUUGAAAGAACAUCUCGGAUUGAGACGAGAUAGCGCAUCUACCUUGUGACCAUCGUAAUUUUUAUACAUUUCUGUCUGUUCACAGUGGCGAUUCGAAUUGUCAGGGGAAGAAUUAUUUCGAAGCAAGUUCGAAUCGCCCAUUGGGAAACUGAUAUGGUGUAUUCUUUCUCACGAGGACUGAACAUUCUGUUUGAACCGGCUGUAAGAUUGAUUUGUACGUUACGUAGGAUAGGAGUGGCCCUAGUUACUAAGCUGAAAGAAAGAGGAAAACGUGACUGAAACGGACGUUGGUCUGUUUAAGAAAUAUGCGUGAAGUUCUUGAGUGAUCCUCCGCGGAUCGUACAAUGACGAUAGUAGUAUUAACAUUAAGUUUACUUAUCUUUGCGAAAUUGGUUAUUAUGCCGAACCAAGAGUCGCGAAGGGCUCGAUCAAUGGGAGCGUUGUAUGGCUUUCUCUCGUCUGCAAAUGCUCGAUCGAGUUAUUACUUAAUUUUAGAGUAAGGCCUUUAUAUGAUAAAUAACGGGCCAGGGCCGCCCGAACUUUGUCAAGGAACUUCGUCGUCAGAGACAUAAUUUUAUCAAUAAAGUUCUAAAAAUAAAUAUAUUGCUUGCGUAGAAA